Messenger RNA from Linum tenue, 2366 nucleotides. The record is from the annotation of a GenBank genome assembly. Lineage: Eukaryota; Viridiplantae; Streptophyta; Magnoliopsida; Malpighiales; Linaceae.
UAUGGACAUUUCAUAGAUAGGAUAAAGAGAAAAAAGAAAAAAUAAAAGAAAGGAGCCCUCCAUCUGUCCCUCUGUCUCUUUGUCUGACUCAAUCCGCCAGUUUCGAGUUUCGACCCUAUCGCAAGAAAGGGAAGGGAAGGGACGCAGCAGCAGCUCACAACACACACAGUCAAACAGUCUUCUCCCCCCCGCCUUUCGCUUUCCCCUUCCUUUCACAAAUCAAUAAAAACCCACCACAACGCCCUGCUUCCCAUUUCUCUCCAAACACCAUUCCCUCUCCUCUCUUGCCCCCCAUCCUCGAAUCCCUCUGCCGUCUUUCAUUUACUUGGGUUUCUCCACCCCUCUCAACCUACACAAAUCCUCCAUUAGCCCAGCCUCCCAUCCCAUUCCUCUCAAAAACCCUUUCAUCCCUCGAUUAAACAAGACCCAAGAUCCCCUGCCGCCUUUUCCCAGGGAGUCGCCAUCGUCAUCGUGAAAGGCUCGGUCCAAGCUGCCGGGAAUGGCAGCUGGGUGGACGUUUUCGGUGCUUCGUUUGUUGCCAGUUCUAGUGCUGUUGUUUGGAUCGGGAUUCCAUGAAACGACGGCGUUUCGAGGGGUAGCAGCCAGGACGACGCAGGGGCCGGGGGAGAAGCAGCAGCAAGUGGACCUACUGCAGAAAUGGCCCAACCACAGGAACGCAUACGCGACGAUGAUGUACAUGGGGACUCCCCGAGACUACGAGUUCUACGUCGCGACUCGAGUUCUCCUCAGAUCCCUCGCCGCUCUCCGGGUUGACGCCGAUCUCGUCGUCAUUGCCUCCCUCGACGUCCCUCUCCGCUGGGUCCGCGCCAUGGAACUUGAGGAUGGAGCAAGAGUGGUGAGAGUGGAGAACGUGAACAACCCAUACAAGGACCAAACCAACUUCGACAGGAGAUUCAAGCUCACACUAAACAAGCUCUACGCAUGGAGCCUCGUCGAUUACGACCGCGUCGUCAUGUUGGAUGCCGACAACCUCUUCCUCCGCAACUCCGACGAGCUGUUCCAGUGCGGCCAGUUCUGUGCGGUCUUCAUCAACCCCUGCAUCUUCCACACGGGUCUCUUCGUCUUGCAGCCAUCUGAUGCAGUUUUCAAAGACAUGCUUCAUCAGGUGGACGUCGGGAAAGACAACCCUGAUGGUGCAGACCAAGGCUUCAUCGGCGGAUACUUCCCUGACUUGCUGGACAAGCCACUGUUCCACCCUCCCGCCAGUGGGUCAGCCGUCAAUGGGUCGUAUAGGCUUCCUCUUGGUUAUCAAAUGGAUGCCUCUUACUACUAUCUCAGAUUGAGGUGGAAUGUCCCAUGCGGUCCUAACAGCGUCAUUACUUUCCCUGGUGCGCCAUGGUUGAAGCCAUGGUACUGGUGGUCGUGGCCCGUUCUGCCUCUAGGCAUCCAGUGGCACGAGCAGCGCCGUCAGCAUCUCGGAGAUAUGGACCAGAGAUGCCAAUGGUGGUGAUCCAAUCAAUCCUCUACCUCGGCAUAAUAGCAGUCACUCGUCUCGCAAGGCCAAACCUGACCAAGCUAUGCAACCGCAGAACCGGCGACAGAACCAUCUCCUUGCUGCAAUCCACCAUCAAGCUUAUCUCAUUAUGGGCAAUCCUCGCAGCGUACGUAGUCCCAUUCUUCAUCAUCCCCUGCACUCUUCACCCCGUGCUGGGAUGGUCUCUGUACUUGCUGGGCACAUUCGCUCUCUGCUCCAUCGCCAUCAACGCCUUCAUGCUGCCGACGCUCCACGUCCUGAUGCCGUGGAUGGGGAUCUCGGGAGUUCUGUUUGUGAUGGCGUUUCCUUACUACCCAGAUGGUGUUGUGAGAGCUUUGUCGGUGUUCGGGUACGCCUUCUGCGCCGCGCCAUUGCUCUGGGUUUCGUUGAGUAAGGUCAUGGCUAGCCUCCAUCUUGAGAGGGAAGCUCUGUUUCCUAAGCUUGGGGAGUCAUCUUCGCCGCCUUCAGGGUUGAACAAGCUUUGUUGAAGAGGACGGAAUGAUGAUAAAGGGGGAAGUCAGAGUUUUGGAUAGGGCUUCGUCUUUAGUUCUUCUGAACUCGUCCUCUGUAAUUCUUUGAUUGUUGUUGGGGACUUGAAAAAAAGCUAACUACGUACUGGGAGAUGAUGGUAAUGUUGUAUUCAUAUUUCAUAGAAGAGGGAGAAAGGGUCUACGUUUCUCAUGUAAAGCUCUGCCUGGUUUUGUAAUGGACUAUUGUCAUCGUCACUGCUGUAACUUCCUUCAUUAGCGGUAGCAAAGAAUAGAAAGGAAUGGCUGGUUGCAGAGACUUUUUUCUUGAGUGUAUAUUUCUUUAGUUUGGUACAUUUUUUUGAAACUGAAAGAAGCAACAAAAGUCAGAAAUACAUGAUGGA